This is a messenger RNA of Caenorhabditis remanei, 1497 nucleotides long. RefSeq lists its product as uncharacterized. Lineage: Eukaryota; Metazoa; Nematoda; Chromadorea; Rhabditida; Rhabditidae. The coding region runs from base 1 to 1497 and encodes 498 amino acids. Gene Ontology annotation, cellular component: precatalytic spliceosome; nucleus. Gene Ontology annotation, biological process: mRNA splicing, via spliceosome. Gene Ontology annotation, molecular function: protein binding; zinc ion binding; RNA binding. The record is from RefSeq and is a predicted model, not a curated record. The transcript has 7 exons.
AUGGCCGAGCGGAGGAUUCUAGUCCACAUGGCAGAACAAUGGAAAUCAGUGGGACGCCAUUUUUGCGAGAUUUGCAAGGUAUGGUUCGCGAACAACAAGAUCUCUUUGGACAACCAUGAACGUGGCGAAGGACACAAAGCGAAACUGCAACAACGAAUCCGUGAAACAAUGCAAAAAGGGAAGAAACAAGAGUUGGCCGACAUGAAAUUGAAUGGAACACUCGCGAAAAUGGAAGCGGCGGCGGCGGCGUCGAUGGCAAGGCAUGGGGAAGGAGUACUCGCGGGACCGAGUCUCCCGCCGACUGGAUUAUUCAGAAUGAACAUUUUCGAUCCGACGAAACACAAAGAUGUCGGGGCGAUGGCGAAGGAAAUGGCGACGAGACGGGAGGCUGGUGCCGUCAAAAGGGGCGCGGCGACGGCAGUGGGCGGGGCGCCGGAUCUGAAGAUUUCUAAAGGGGAUGUGGUGUCCGCGUACAGAGAUUUAACGAAUCCGAACGCAGCUGGUCCCGCCCUUCCAGAACAUCUCGCAGUCGGCUAUAUGCCUGAAACUCAAGUACAAUGUGCUGAAAUCGCGUGGGUACGGGCGAAAAAUCCGGAUGGACCAGGGAGUUACUAUUGGAAUCUGUUUGAUAAUUCGACGAGAUGGGAUACACCGAAUCAUUUCUACACCGAGAAACAAUACGAACAGAAAUGUCGAGAUUUCGAAGAGCAGAGGACGAAGAAUUAUUAUGGAAUGGAUGAGGUUCAGGUGGUUCGAAGUGGUAAAAAAGACGUCGAAUCGUACAUCAAAUCGCAAAUCGCCGCAUCAGGACUCACAGAUCUCGUGGAAUCGAAUAGAAAAGAGCAAAACUAUAAGGAAUAUCGUCCGCCGAGUGACGGACGGAAGCUGACGAAAGAGCAGAAAAAAGCGUUGUGGGAGGAGAGACGCAGAGAAAAAGAGAAGAAAUGGAGAGAAAGGGAAGCGGAGGAGAAAAAGAAACGGAAGGAAAUGGAAGGAAAUCAAGAAGAGGAAGAGAUUAGUGAUGAGGAGGAGGACGGUAGUGAAGUGGAUGAUGACGAGGAGGAGGAAUUCGAGAUUGUUGGUACCCCUGAACGCGAGGCGAUGCUCGACGAGCCGUACGAAGAGAUGCUCGAAGCUCCGCCCCCUUCUCAAAAACCCGAAAAAAUGCCAGAAAUCGGACUGAUCGAACCGCCGAAACCGUCAUUUAUUCCACCAGAAAACGCGCCACAGGCACGCCAGUCGAUUCCGGCGGCACCGUACGGAGCGUGGAUUAAAGUGGAGAAAACGGAGAAAACGGAGAUAUUCGAAUCGCCACUGACCGCCCGUUUUCGUGAAGAAGAGGCCGAGAGAGUGGAGGAAGAAGAGAAAAAGAGAGCCGAAGAGCCGAAAUUCGAGUUUGGAGAGAAGACGGCGACGGUUAUGACGAAAAAAGUAAAAGGACCAAUCGAGUUCAAAAAGAAGUCUGGAAAUCGGAAUAUCCGAAAACGAGAGGAUUGA